UUUCCAAUGCUUUAAUAAGUGACUGUCAAGGAAGCUGAGCAGGAAUCUGUACUUGAACAGUACAGAGAAAUAGAACUGAGAAAUGGGGAGCACAAUGAAAAAGAUUAUCGUUUUUGCUGUUAUCAUUAAAGGGAUACUAGGUGCUCCAUUUUUUGCAGAGGAAGCUACAAAUCAGUUCUUAAGGCUUAAAAGGCAAGCAUUCUCACAGCAUUUAUGGGAACCAAAUAAUGUGGAGAAUUCAUUGAUGUCUUCAAUAAAUGAACAGGCAUCCCAGAUACUGAAUACAUGGAGAAAUUCUGCCCAAUAUUAUGUAGAUGUAAUAAAAGAUGUGAUGAACCCCAGCUCAUAUGCAAUCAGGAGCCAAGUCAAAGAUUACAUGAAUUUUUGGUGGAAAGAGCAAAAUUAGUCCUGCAAAGUAAUAUUUACAACACAAAUAUAUAAAUUAUUCCAUUUGUAAUGUGCUGGAUUUCUGUUGAGCUGUACUAAAUAAAAUCAUUUUUUUGUCGUA
Xenopus tropicalis (tropical clawed frog) is the source of this 508-nucleotide messenger RNA. RefSeq names its product chromosome 2 C3orf85 homolog (gene c2h3orf85). NCBI's taxonomy places the organism in Eukaryota, Metazoa, Chordata, Amphibia, Anura, Pipidae. The coding region runs from base 83 to 406 and encodes 107 amino acids. The record is from RefSeq and is a predicted model, not a curated record. The transcript is spliced from 4 exons.